GCCUCAGACGCCAAAACAAUAUGGCGGUCAGUGUUUGUUGUUUUUAUAGCUAGGAAAUUUUUAUGGCAGUUAGGAGGAGGUGGCGCGUGCCUAGACUGAAGACAGGAGGCUCCUCGGGCAGUGAUGGUGAUACAUUGAGAGGCCUGGCAGUCUCAGUGAUGGUGACACAUUGAGGAAGUCACAGCAAGAUGCCAACACCAGGUAGAGGUCCAGGUCGGCCUCCAAAAAAUCCUCGCACAUGCACAUGGUGUUCCGAAGUCAAGUCGCAACUCAAGUAUGUGUUCCCAACAAGCUCAGGAAAACGAGAAUUUUGCUCGGAAAUGUGCCUAUCAGAAUACAGAAAAGCCCUCAUGAAGGGUACCUGUGCCAAUUGUGACAAUGUUAUCCGGUCGACACCAGUGAAGUGCGAGACAUCUUCUGGUCGUCGGCGAGAACUCUGCAGCAACGAGUGCCUUAAGGCUUGGGCCAAGAAGGAAAAGGAGAAAGAACAGGCUGAAGUGGAAGAAGAAGUUGGGGUUGCUUCCUCGUCUUUCUCGUCCAUGACCACUCCUCCGUCGAGCAUGUCGCCAUCCUCUGGAAACGGAGUGUCUCCCAGUGAGAAAGCUCUUGGCAUGGAAGCGGCUGCGGGUAGGAAAGGUCGUGGUGUGAGUGCCGCUGCUCUAGCCCAGAUCGAAGCUGCUGCAGAGUUCACCUGGGAAGACUACCUCACAGACACUAACUCACUCCCCUCUCCUGCCAAGUGCUUUAAGCAGCACAAGAUACCACCAAAGAAUGAGUUCAAAAUUGGAAUGAAGCUUGAAGCUUUGGACCCACGAAAUCUGACAUCAACUUGUAUAGCUACAGUAGUAGGUACAUUGGGGCCUAGGCUGCGUCUGAGGCUAGACGGCUCGGAUAAUAAGAAUGAUUUCUGGCGUCUUGUGGACUGUAACAACGAGAUACACCCCAUCGGCCACUGUGAAGAACAUGGUGGAAUGUUACAGCCUCCUCUUGGUUUCCGUAUGAAUGCAUCGUCGUGGCCAAUGUUCCUACUGAAGACUCUACACAAUGCAGAAGUGUCGCCUCCACAUAUAUUUCGCACAGAGCCACCGACACCAGCAAAAAAUAAUUUUGAAGUAGGCAUGAAGCUGGAGGCUGUAGACAAAAAAAAUCCUCAACUCAUCUGUGCUGCAACUGUAGGUGCGGUGAACGGUGACAUGAUCCACGUGACCUUCGAUGGGUGGCGAGGAGCGUUUGACUACUGGUGCCGGUAUGACUCUCGGGACAUCUUUCCAGUUGGUUGGUGUGCCAUGUCUGGCCAUCCCUUACAACCUCCAGGACAGAUGUGGGGUCCUCCGAGCAGCCGGUACAAGGCUCGCGUGUUAAAUAUUCCACCUCCUCUGGCAGGACCAUCAUCUAAGUCCUCAGAAAUAGUCCCAGAGAAGAGCCCGUCAUGUUCAGAAACUUCACCUACUAAGUCUGGGAGCCGCAGCAGGCACCGGACGCCUUCCCCGCCUCCCGUCAGUCCCACCCUAAGUCACCAAUCAACUCCCUCCAAGUCACAAAGUUCAUCAGUUGCCAAGCCAUCAUCAACUACUAAAACACCAGCUAACAAAUCAUCUUCAUCAUCAACAGUUAAACUUUUAUCUUCAUCAAGCAAAGCAUUGCCCUCUAAACCGUCGUCAUCCAAACCAUCGUCGUCGUCGUCGUCAGCAUCAUCAACGUCGUCGUCAUCAGCAUCGUCGUCGUCGUCGUCGUCAUCAUCGCCGUCAUCGCCCAUGAAGACCCCUGCAGGAUCAGCGGGUUCAGAUAGCAAUUCCACCUCAGCCAUUAUUAGUCAGUCGGAGACAUCCACCAGUAGCACCAGUACAGUAGCAACCAUAAGUUCAUCUACCAUUAAUCCGACUCACUCAUUACCUUCAGCACCCGUAUCGCCCGAACCACCAACUUCUCCGUCGGUGUCAUCCUCUCACAAACCAGUAACCUCAUCUUUGGGGUCCAGCAGCAGUACGGGUUCGGCCGUGCCAGGUGCUGUUAAACAAGAGUCGACAAAACCAAUUCAGCUUCACCAUACUCAAAAUAUUACAGUGACUGAACCUGAUACCUCAACUGUCCAUAAAUUAAGUGCCUCAGUCAUUGUGCAUGUUAAUCACGGGUGUACGUGCGGUCCGUACCUGGACAGCGGCCGAGUGGGAGAACUUCCGCUGCAGUUUGGCCCCGGCAGUCUGAACCGUGUCGUGCGGGAGUCCGUACAAGCUCUUGUGGAUGCUUCGCCAGAUCCUCGGACCGUUACUUCCCUACUACCUCACGGAAAUGGCAAAGUCAUUAUCAAAACUGCUGUAGAUGGUGAGCCAGAGACGCACCGCCUUCCGUCUUUGGAUAAGGUGGAGGACUUUUGGAGUGUGUUGGAAACGCUCUUCGAAGAUCUCAUGUGCUGUGAAAAUUUUUACACCCAACAACCAGUGAGCCAAUGUACAAAAUGUGCACGCCAGAGUCCUGCGCAGUUCAAAAGAGUUUUCCACUUUGGAACAGAACAAGAAGCUGCACAUCAAGUUGCAAUAGGUGGAAAGAGAGCAGCUUCCACCGAGCCAUCUGAUGCUGUCACUCCCUCCAAACUUGCUAAACCAAUCUUACAAGAGCCAUCCCCCUCCUCGCUGAGUGAGCCGGGCCAGAGUCCUCGGCCCCGUGGCGACCCGGCCGAGUGGACCGUUGAGGAAGUCAUCACACACAUUGCCAACACAGAUUCUGCCUUAGCAAAUCACGCAGAUCUGUUCAGACGACACGAGAUCGAUGGAAAGGCUUUGUUAUUACUCAACAGUGACAUGAUGAUGAAGUAUAUGGGACUUAAGCUUGGUCCUGCUCUCAAGAUCUGUAACCUCAUUAACAAGAUACGUGGACGUAAACACUUGGUCACGUAAACGGUGCAACUAAAAACUACGGGUUGUCUGGAGCGGUAUGUUGCUGCCUUGUCGGAGGAUGUUUACUUUAUGAAGGUGUGGUUUGUGUAGUUGAUGCUGUACCAGGAAUAAUGGGGUACAGAGAGUUGGUGCUGUGCCAGGAAUAAUGGGGUACAGAGUUGAUGCUGCGGCAGGAAUAAUGGGGUACAGAGAGUUGAUGCCAUGCCAGGAACAAUGGGGCACAGAGUUGGUGCUGUGCCAGGAAUAAUGGGGCAGAGAGAGUUGAUGUCAUGCCAGGAAUAAUGGGGCAGAGAGAGUUGAUGUCAUGCCAGGAAUAAUGGGGCACAGAGUUGAUGCCAUACCAGGAACAAUGGGGCACAAAGUUGAUGCCAUGCCAGGAAUAAUGGGGCACAGAGUUGAUGUCAUGCCAGGAAUAAUGGGGCAUAGAGUUGAUGCCAUGUCAGGAAUAAUGGGGCAGAGAGAGUUGAUGCCAUGCCAGGAAUAAUGAGGCAGAGAGAGUUGAUGCCAUGCCAGGAAUAAUGGGGCAGAGAGAGUUGAUGGUGUGCCAAGGAUAAUUGGCCAAGAGGGAAGCUGUUCACCUACACUCGGGGCAUCGUGAUGGUCUGUGUCCACAGUUAUCAUUCUUAUCCAAAACUUACGCAGAAAGUAAUUAUUUUAAAUAUCCAGUGCACUUUUUUAUUUAUUUAUUUAUUUAUUUAUUUAUGUAUUUAUAUUAAUUAUCAAUUUAAUUUCUGUUUGGGUAAAUUGGCAUCAUCCUUGAAGGAAAACUUUUGUCAAUAUAGAUAGUUAAAAAUAUAUAAUGACAGACUGUACUUGUUUCUUUCUAAUUACACCCUUGGUAAUCAACAUGUGUAUGUUGUUUUAUGUUUAACAAAAUGUAAUUUUAAAUGAUAUAGUUUUGCAUUUGUUGAGAUAUGUAGUUAAUUGUUUCCACUGUCAUGUGGUGGUCACUAAAAUAAAUAUACUCUAAUUAUACAGUUGUGAAUGGUGA
Procambarus clarkii (red swamp crayfish) is the source of this 3885-nucleotide messenger RNA. It is a transcript of the gene Scm, whose product is annotated as Polycomb protein Scm. Gene Ontology annotation, cellular component: nucleus. Gene Ontology annotation, biological process: negative regulation of DNA-templated transcription. Gene Ontology annotation, molecular function: chromatin binding; histone binding. NCBI's taxonomy places the organism in Eukaryota, Metazoa, Arthropoda, Malacostraca, Decapoda, Cambaridae. The record is from RefSeq and is a predicted model, not a curated record.